ACUGCAGUGCUCGGUCCUGAGCCUGGCGUGCGGAGCUGGGGGACCCCGCUCCGCUGUGAGCGCCGCCCUUGCCCGUCCGUCGCCCCUCUCCGGGCGCCGUUCCCGCUAGCGGACGUCAGAAACACCGGCGGUCUCUACCGCAGCGGGCUCUGUAGAAGCGGUCGCAGCCCGCCCCCGGCCUGUCAGUCGUACAUACGCCCGGUAGAUGUGGCCGCAGCACCGCCCCGGCGGCGGCGGGGCCGCGUCCGCCUCCGCUUCCCAGCGUGCUGCGCGGCGCGCGGGCGGCGGCGGGAUGGAGUCGGUGGUCUUCAUCUUCUCGCUCAUCGACUGCUGCGCCCUCAUCUUCCUCGCCGUCUACUUCAUAAUUACACUAUCAGAUCUGGAAUGUGACUACAUUAACGCUAGAUCUUGCUGCUCAAAACUCAAUAAAUGGGUGGUCCCUGAGUUGAUUGGCCAUGCUAUUGUAACGGUAUUAAUGCUUAUUUCACUGCACUGGUUCAUCUUUCUCCUUAAUUUGCCAGUAGCAACAUGGAAUAUAUAUAGGUUCAUUAUGGUGCCAAGUGGAAAUAUGGGGGUAUUUGAUCCCACAGAGAUCCAUAACCGAGGACAACUGAAAUCACACAUGAAGGAAGCCAUGAUUAAACUAGGCUUUCAUCUGCUCUGUUUCUUCAUGUACCUUUACAGUAUGAUUCUGGCUUUGAUAAAUGAUUGAGAAGUUGAAAAAGAACCAUUAGCUGCCAAAUUGGGUCAUCACUCCAGUGACUGGUUGUGGAGCCACAGACACCUUCUGAACAUACCUAGACCAGUGUCGUCAUGCAGUAUAUUUUUCCUCUUUGAACAAGAAAUAUUUUUCUGUAUUUUUAACAUAAAAUAUUUUCAAAAGACA
This is a messenger RNA of Dromaius novaehollandiae (emu), 886 nucleotides long. It is a transcript of the gene CNIH4, whose product is annotated as cornichon family member 4. The record is from RefSeq and is a predicted model, not a curated record. NCBI's taxonomy places the organism in Eukaryota, Metazoa, Chordata, Aves, Casuariiformes, Dromaiidae. The transcript is spliced from 5 exons. Gene Ontology annotation, cellular component: COPII-coated ER to Golgi transport vesicle; endoplasmic reticulum membrane. Gene Ontology annotation, biological process: endoplasmic reticulum to Golgi vesicle-mediated transport. Bases 206 to 712 code for a protein of 168 amino acids.